This is a messenger RNA of Chiloscyllium plagiosum (whitespotted bambooshark), 523 nucleotides long. Its product is annotated as histone H2A-like. The record is from RefSeq and is a predicted model, not a curated record. Gene Ontology annotation, molecular function: DNA binding; structural constituent of chromatin; protein heterodimerization activity. NCBI's taxonomy places the organism in Eukaryota, Metazoa, Chordata, Chondrichthyes, Orectolobiformes, Hemiscylliidae. Gene Ontology annotation, cellular component: nucleosome.
UGAGGGAUUGUACUCAUGUCUGGAAGAGGAGGAAAAAGCGGUGGGAAAGCUCGUUCCAAGGCGAAAUCUCGGUCGUCUCGGGCUGGCUUGCAGUUCCCGGUGGGCCGUGUUCACAGGCUCCUGAGAAAGGGUAACUAUGCUGAGCGUGUGGGUGCCGGAGCGCCGGUCUAUCUGGCUGCGGUGCUGGAGUAUCUGACGGCUGAGAUCCUGGAGCUGGCCGGCAACGCGACCCGGGACAACAAGAAGACCCGCAUCAUCCCCAGGCACCUGCAGCUGGCCGUGCGCAACGACGAGGAGCUCAACAAGCUGCUGGGAGGGGUGACCAUCGCUCAGGGCGGGGUGCUGCCUAAUAUCCAGGCCGUGCUGCUGCCCAAGAAAACUACCGCUGGGGGCGCCGCUAAAAAGUGAAGAGACCAUUCUUGAAUCUAACAACCCAAAGGCUCUUUUAAGAGCCACUCCCAGCAUCUGUGAAAGGGGCUAAACUUUUUCUCGAUUGAUUCUUUUCCUUUUAACGUGGAGAGCG